This is a messenger RNA of Belonocnema kinseyi, 609 nucleotides long. RefSeq names its product early nodulin-75-like. The record is from RefSeq and is a predicted model, not a curated record. The transcript has 2 exons. The coding region runs from base 1 to 609 and encodes 202 amino acids. Lineage: Eukaryota; Metazoa; Arthropoda; Insecta; Hymenoptera; Cynipidae.
AUGGAUUCUAUGCAACCCAGGCGUCAACUCAGAACUACUAGGUUUGCAUAUAAUCCCUCUGAUACUUACUAUAAUGCGGAUAAUCAAUUAUGUCAAAGAUUGGGAGAAAUUGUACAAGGCACAACAGCAUUCGUGGAACUUGAUCCUAGAAGAUUACGCCCCACAUAUUUACAUAUUAGAAUAAAUUACGGACACAAUGUUGAAGACGUAACCUACAUGGUAACCGACUGGAAGCGUGUGCCUCAACUGUUACGAUAUUAUAUUCCAAGACCACAAGCCCAACCACCACAUGCCCAACCACCACAUACCCAACUACCACAAGCCCAACCACCACAUACCCAACUACCACAUGCUCAACUACCACAAGCCCAACUACCACAUGCCCAACCACCACAAGCCCAACCACCACAUGCCCAACCACCACAUGCCCAACUACCGCCAGCCCAACCAGUGCAAGCCCAACUACCACCAGCCCAACAACUACAAGCCCUACUACUACAAGAACAACCACCACAUGCCCAGCCGCCGCAAGUCCAACCACCUGUGGAUCCACUCCAACGGUGGCAACACCGCCCAUUACGUGAAUUUCUAGACCGGAUGAAAAAAUAA